AUGGCGUUUUCUAAACGUAUCCUGGUGAUUAUACUAGAAAAACUCUUUGUCAUUCUAAUUUUAAUCAAUGUAGAAGCGCAAACAAUCCCCUCCAACAUCAUCAAAUUAGGUUCUUCCUUGUCCUCCAAUUUCACUUGUAACAUUGGUAGUAGAAGUAGUUGUUGGUUCUCACAUUCUGGUCUUUUCGCCUUUGGUUUCUAUCCACAAGCUAAUGGCUCCGCUGUUGGGAUAUGGAUAGUUAAUCAAACCGAUCAAACCACCAUUGUUUGGACUGCGAAUCGUGACGAUCCACCUUUGUCCUCAAUGGCCACUCUGGAGUUAACAGAACAAGGUUUGGAGUUAACAGAUAAUAGUACUAUGACCGAAUCAAAAGUCAUUGCCGGUGCCGAGAACGAGGCAACUUCAGCUGCUUUACUUGACUCGGGGAAUUUUGUGCUUUACCUCAAUCGUUCUAUCAUUUGGGAGAGCUUUCAACUUCCGACUGACACCAUUUUAGGUGGUCAGAACCUCUCCCAAUCCCAAAAAUUGGAAUCUAGCGUUUCCACAACAGAUCAUUCAAGUGGAAAAUUUCGCCUCGUUUUGCAACCGAGUAACACUAUAAACCUUGGUUUGUUCCCUGUAAACUCCUCAGCCGCCUAUUGGGCUCCUGUCCCCAGUGGCCGUAUCUAUUCUCAGUUGUCUCUCGAUUUCGAAGGUUCUCUUUUUCUGACUGGUUCAGAUACAGACGAAGACAUGAUUUUCGUAAAUGGGUCUUCUUCUUCUUCUUCCUCUUCCGCAGAUGGGAACAGAUGGAAAAAUGGUAGUGUUAUCUAUAGAGCAACGCUAGAUGCCGAUGGGGUUUUUAGAUUGUAUUCUCAUCACAGUCACAACGUAUCACUGAAGAACAAUACUGUCUCAAAUGCUGUGGUUGAAUGGUCAGCACUGGACAACGAAUGCAUGGUAGAUGGUAUCUGUGGUAUGAACAGUUAUUGUGAGAUCCAAAGGGAAAAGGCGGAUUGUUAUUGUUACCCUGGAUACGCUUUCAUAAACCCCAUGACGAGAUCCACCGGCUGCUACCGGAAAUUCACCGCCGACGGCUGCAUAACAGGAAAUGAUAGUAGAGAACCGGCUUCGUCCGUGAUUAGUUCGUACAAUAUUACUCCUUUUGAGAACAUGUCGUGGUACGAUUCUGAUACGUACUCAGAUGUAUUAAAAGAGAAAAAGGCUUGCAGCAACUCUUGCCUGGACGACUGUAACUGUUGGGCAGCGUUGCAUACAGAUUCAAACAAACGUUGCCGAAAAUAUAAGUUUCCACUCAAAAACGGUAAAAGGGGUUCAUUUAUAUCAGCCACGGCUUUCUUGAAGAUGGUACAUUUAGUAAACUCUAGUACGAAAACCCCGGCUGCUACGAAAUCCGACGCAACUGAAGCCAGAAAAAGUACAAUCCUGAUCAUUCUUGGAUCAAGUUUGGGCUCCAUAGCAUUCUUGUGCUCACUCUUGGCUAUUUCGGGCUUCCUUCUUUACAAGCAGAGAGUUCAUCGCUACAACAAGCUCUUAAUGGAAAAUUCCAAAUUGGGGUUUGGUGUAGAUUUUGGUCUGCAUGUGUUUUCUUACAAUGAGCUCGAGGAAGCGACAGAGGGAUUCAAUGACGAGCUUGGAAGAGGCUUGUUUGGAGCAGUCUACAAAGGGAAUUUAUUGUAUAGUGGUCAAAAUAAGGCCAUUGCUGUAAAAAGACUCAGAGAAGUUUGUGGAAGAGGGGAUAAGAGAGUUUCGAGCUGA
This is a messenger RNA of Humulus lupulus (European hop), 1758 nucleotides long. Its product is annotated as G-type lectin S-receptor-like serine/threonine-protein kinase LECRK2. The transcript has a single exon. Gene Ontology annotation, molecular function: ATP binding. The coding region runs from base 1 to 1758 and encodes 585 amino acids. The record is from RefSeq and is a predicted model, not a curated record. Lineage: Eukaryota; Viridiplantae; Streptophyta; Magnoliopsida; Rosales; Cannabaceae.